Molecule: messenger RNA, 1185 nt
Organism: Ogataea haglerorum
Lineage: Eukaryota; Fungi; Ascomycota; Pichiomycetes; Pichiales; Pichiaceae
Exons: 1
Coding region: 1-1185 (394 amino acids)
Biological process (GO): pyruvate decarboxylation to acetyl-CoA
Cellular component (GO): intracellular membrane-bounded organelle
Molecular function (GO): pyruvate dehydrogenase (acetyl-transferring) activity
Source: RefSeq, a predicted model, not a curated record
AUGCUGAGAUUUUUAUCCAAGAGAGCUCCGGUCCGCGUCUCUCCCAGACUGGCCAGAACACUGGCCACCGAGUCCGACAUCGUGAGAAUUGAUUUGCCCGAAUCCUCAUUCGAGACUUACGAGUUGGACGCACCAGAGUUGACCUUCGAAACCGAAAAGAGUACUUUGCUGCAAAUGUACAAAGACAUGAUCAUCAUCAGAAGAAUGGAGAUGGCAGCCGACGCUCUUUACAAGGCCAAGAAGAUCAGAGGUUUCUGCCAUCUUUCUGUCGGACAAGAGGCCAUUGCUGUCGGUAUUGAAAAUGCCAUUGACGGCAAUGACGACGUGAUCACCUCUUACAGAUGCCACGGCUUCACCUACAUGAGAGGUGCUCCAGUGAAGGCUGUCCUUGGAGAGCUGAUGGGUAAGAGAUGUGGAGUGUCUUACGGUAAGGGAGGAUCCAUGCAUAUGUACGCCCCGGGAUUCUACGGAGGAAACGGUAUCGUGGGAGCCCAGGUGCCAUUGGGAGCAGGACUUGCCUUUGCUCACCAAUACAGAGACAAGCCAAACUGCACAUUCACCUUGUAUGGUGACGGUGCCGCCAAUCAAGGUCAGGUGUUCGAGUCCUUCAACAUGGCCAAGCUGUGGAACCUCCCAUGCGUCUUUGCCUGUGAGAACAACAAGUACGGUAUGGGUACUUCGGCCUCCAGAUCUUCUGCCAUGGUGGAGUACUACAAGAGAGGUCAAUACAUUCCUGGUCUGAAGGUCAACGGUAUGGACAUCCUUGCCGUCUACCAGGCCUCCAAGUUUGCCAAGGACUGGUGUAUUUCCGGCAACGGACCUCUGGUGUUGGAAUACGAGACCUACCGGUACGGAGGACACUCCAUGUCCGACCCAGGCACCACCUACAGAACCAGAGAGGAGGUUCAGAACAUGAGAUCCAGGAACGAUCCUAUCUCCGGCCUCAAGGCCCAUCUUUUGGAGUUCGGAAUUGCCACUGAGGACGAGAUCAAGGCCUUUGACAAGUCUGCUAGAAAGUACGUCGACGAGCAAGUCAAGGAGGCAGAGAUCUCUCCACCACCUGAGGCCAAGAUGGACAUCCUGUUUGAAGACGUCUACGUUCCAGGUUCCGAGAUUCCGGUUCUCAGAGGAAGAAUCAGAGACGACUCGUGGUCUUUCGAGAAGAAAGGCUUUGCCUACAAAUAG